GACGAAGAAGAAGAGUGAACCAAACAGCUGAGCGGUAGAAGGUUAGGCACACAACUGCGAGAAUGAAACCGCACAAACAGUGACAACAAACGGUAUAACUGCCCGGUUAUACACCAACUGUAGCCGUUUGGGAGUAAAACCUCAAUGUACUGCGAAAAAAAGUGGAUAUUCGGACACGUUCAUGACCAAGGAAGAUGUAUGGCGCUGUGUACGUCGUGUCCACGGUGACAGGCUACCUCCUCACCUCAGCUCUGUUGCUAAAAUGUCCUACUCUUCUCCAUCGGAAGAAGAGAGAGAUAUUCCACGGAAGGCACAUUUCCCAUCGUGGAGGAGCAGGAGAGAACCUGGAAAACACAAUGGCGGCUUUUAAACACGCGGUGAAUCUCGGCACAGACAUGUUGGAACUCGACUGCCACCUGACAAAGGAUGGGCAGGUUGUGGUAUCGCACGACGAGCAUCUGCAGAGAGCAACAGGCAUGGAUGCGUACAUCUGUGACAUGCCGUAUGCGGAGUUGCCUCCCUACCUCUGCAAACUGGGUGUAACCUUUGAAAGGGAAUGUUUCUGUGAGGGGGGAGAGGAUAAACGCAUCCCUCUGCUGAAGGACGUUUUCGAAGCCUUUCCUGAAACGCCUGUCAACAUUGACAUCAAGGUCAACGAUGACACACUCAUCAAGAAGGUGUCCGAGAUGGUCAUCAAAUACGACAGGGAGCAUCUUACAGUCUGGGGCAACGCUAGCAACCAGAUCGUCAGGAAGUGUUACCAAGAGAACCCUCGCAUUCCGGUGUUGUUCAGCUUUCCCAGAGUGUUGCAGUUGUUGGGCCUCUUCUACACCGGACUUCUCCCCUUUGUUCCAUUAAAGGAGCAGUUCCUGGAGAUCCCGAUGCCCAGUAUUAUUACCAAGCUAUAUGAUCCAAACAGAAUAACUAAAAGCCAGCGUUUCAUUACCUGGCUCGCAGACAGCUUAUUGAUGAGGAGAGCUCUCUUUCAGCAUCUCACUGCCAGAGGAAUACAGGUGUACAUUUGGGUGCUGAACGAUGAAGAAGAUUUCCAGAGGGCAUUUGCUUUGGGAGCCACAGGAGUUAUGACAGACUUUCCAACCAGGCUAAAAGACUUCUUGGAUCAGACUGACGUUGCCAAGCCUCGAUAACACGCCUACUACAUACACCUCAAGCCCUUUAGAGCACACAUUAUCGCCAUCGUGCUUCAGCAUUAUAAAAUGUAUACACUGCUAUUAAGUAUUUCAUUCAUUCAUCCAUUUUGAUCACUAUUAUUCAUUCAUUUAUUUUCUAUGCCGCUUAAUCCUCACGAGUGUCGCACUGGUAUGCUGGAGCCUAUCCCAACUGACUUUGAGCGAGAGGCGAGGUACACCCUGGACUGGUCACCAGCCAAUCACAGGGCACAUAUAGACAAACAACCAUUCACACUCACAUUCAUACCUAUGGACAAUUUACAGUUACCAAAUAACCUUUAAAAAAGUUGAAUUAUUUUACUUGAAAGUAACUUGAAUUUGUUAGCAUCAUUUUUUUUACUCAAAAUGUCUCCAAGAAGUAUGCACUGAUACAAUAGCGGUCUUAAAAAAAACGUCUGCCAUGACAAAAAAUAGUCAAGGUGGGCAGCUUUUUGAUUUUAAUUGACAUGGCCGGUGUGGGCAUUAGCCAAUAUGUGAGUAAACACACUGGGAAGUUGCGUUGCAUUUCUACAAAGACGGUGUUGUAAUGCCAUCUUUUUCACUUUGCACAAAAAAGGGUGUCUAUAAUCUGUUGAUUGCAAUGAGUGUUGUUAUCUGUGGUAGUUUUUUUUUU
Molecule: messenger RNA, 1803 nt
Organism: Doryrhamphus excisus (bluestripe pipefish)
Lineage: Eukaryota; Metazoa; Chordata; Actinopteri; Syngnathiformes; Syngnathidae
Gene: gdpd1
Product: glycerophosphodiester phosphodiesterase domain containing 1
Biological process (GO): glycerophospholipid catabolic process; N-acylethanolamine metabolic process
Cellular component (GO): endoplasmic reticulum membrane
Molecular function (GO): phosphatidylcholine lysophospholipase A1 activity; phosphoric diester hydrolase activity
Source: RefSeq, a predicted model, not a curated record